UACCCGGCGCCUGCGGCGUACCUCUCGAUCGACGGCACGAGCAAAUUCACUUCAUUUUGGUUCGGAAGAUGUCUAGCCUUACGACCCUAAGCAGCGGUAGUAAGGAGUCCCUGGAGGCGGAGGAACUCGUUGACACAAGGCUGUCGCUCGUGAUCGGCGCCGGGAGCCAACCGCCGCCGGCGCCAAAGGCAGCGGGCCAUGUGCCGAGAAAUACUGCAAGAGGGCAGCAUGGCAAGAGGGCCAGGGCUGUGCAUGGCGGCAGCGACGUCGACGACGACGACGGCGGACAUGACGCUGCCGGCCGCGCGAGGAAGAAGCUCCGGCUCACCGAGGAGCAGGCGGCGCUGCUGGAGAAAAGCUUCCGCGCCCACAACGUCCUCUCCCACGUACGUCCAUGUCUUCUAGGAGAUUCUGACCGGAUUAUUUUGGAAUUGCAGGGUGAGAAGCACGAUCUUGCGAGGCAGCUCGGGUUGAAGCCGAGGCAGGUGGAGGUGUGGUUCCAGAACAGGAGGGCGCGCACCAAGCUCAAGCAGACGGAGCUCGACUGCGAGCUGCUGCGACGGUGGUGCGAGCGCCUCAGCGACGACAACGCACGGCUCAGGAGCGAGCUCGCCGAGGCACGCGCGGUCCUCCUCGUCGGCCGUGCGCAGGGCUCGAGUCUCACGGGGUGUCCGUCCUGCAGCAGGCUCGCCGGCGGACGGAGGGCGGCUUAAUUACCGCCGCCGUAAAACUAGUCAACUAGAGAAGUGCGCCGUCACGUAGUAGUACAACUUUUAAAAAUGUAGCGUAGGCUAUAGGGGUAGGGAAUUACCUAGGCAUGACCCAAAUUAGAGUGUGUGUUGUGAUGAGGUUUAUGUAGACUCACACUCACACGAGCCUCACGAGCACACGACAGCAUGUCCUAGUACUAGGUAGGGUGUAUGUACUGUACAUGGUAAUUUCGUUACAAUGAUGUGUUCAUUAGUAAUUA
Molecule: messenger RNA, 970 nt
Organism: Hordeum vulgare subsp. vulgare (domesticated barley)
Lineage: Eukaryota; Viridiplantae; Streptophyta; Magnoliopsida; Poales; Poaceae
Product: putative homeobox-leucine zipper protein HOX26
Exons: 2
Coding region: 69-713 (214 amino acids)
Biological process (GO): regulation of DNA-templated transcription
Molecular function (GO): sequence-specific DNA binding; DNA-binding transcription factor activity, RNA polymerase II-specific
Source: RefSeq, a predicted model, not a curated record